This is a messenger RNA of Dromaius novaehollandiae (emu), 3140 nucleotides long. RefSeq names its product acyl-CoA (8-3)-desaturase. Gene Ontology annotation, biological process: lipid metabolic process. The record is from RefSeq and is a predicted model, not a curated record. Bases 53 to 1414 code for a protein of 453 amino acids. Gene Ontology annotation, cellular component: membrane. Gene Ontology annotation, molecular function: oxidoreductase activity, acting on paired donors, with oxidation of a pair of donors resulting in the reduction of molecular oxygen to two molecules of water. The transcript is spliced from 12 exons. NCBI's taxonomy places the organism in Eukaryota, Metazoa, Chordata, Aves, Casuariiformes, Dromaiidae.
GCCUGCGCGCGCAGGGAGCCAAUGAGAGGCGGGCGGGCGGAACGGCUCGUCAAUGAAGGCGGCGGAGCGGCGCGGGCAGCAGCACCCAGCCAUGGAGGGCGCCGGGCCGCGGCGCUUCACCUGGGCCGAGGUGGGGCUGCGCACGGGCCGCGGGCCGGAGUCGUCGCCGUCGCAGGAGCGGUGGCUGGUGAUCGACAGGAAGGUGUACGACAUCAGCCGCUUCUGCCGGCGGCACCCGGGCGGCGCCCGCGUCAUCAGCCACUACGCCGGGCAGGACGCCACGGAUCCUUUUAUAGCAUUUCAUCUUGACAAGGCACUGGUCAGGAAGUAUAUGAGCCCACUACUGAUUGGGGAACUAGCACCAGAUCAACCCAGCUUUGAGCCCAGCAAGAACAAAAGGCUGGUAGAAGACUUCCGUGAACUCCGUGCAACUGUUGAGAAGAUGGGCCUUCUCAACCCCAACUGCGCCUUUUUCAUCCUGUAUCUCUGUCACAUCCUGCUGCUGGAUGUUGCAGCCUGGCUCAACAUCUGGUAUUUUGGAUCAUCCGUAGUGCCUUUUCUCUUCUCUGCGGUGCUCCUAGGCAUCGUCCAGGCCCAGGCUGGCUGGCUCCAGCAUGAUUUUGGACACCUUUCGGUCUUUAGCAAGUCCAAAUGGAACCACUGGGUUCACAAGUUCGUGAUUGGCCAUCUCAAGGGAGCACCAGCCAGCUGGUGGAACCACCUCCACUUCCAGCACCACGCUAAGCCCAACUGCUUCCGGAAGGACCCUGACGUUAACAUGCACCCCUUAUUUUUUGCCUUGGGAAAGACGCUUUCUGUAGAGCUUGGUGUAAAAAAGAAGAAAUUCAUGCCUUACAACCACCAGCACAAGUACUUCUUCAUCAUCGGUCCCCCAGCUCUGGUGCCUCUUUACUUCCAGUGGUACAUAUUCUACUUUGUGGUACAGCGGAAACAGUGGGUGGACCUGGCCUGGAUGCUGACCUUCUACAUCCGAUUCUUUCUCACCUACUUGCCCUUACUGGAGGUGAAAGGUAUCCUGGGCCUUUUUCUGUUAGUCAGGUUCAUAGAGAGUAACUGGUUUGUCUGGGUUACACAAAUGAAUCACAUCCCGAUGCACAUCGAUUAUGAUAAGAAUGUGGACUGGUUCUCCACCCAGCUCCAGGCAACCUGUAAUGUUCAUCACUCCUUAUUCAAUGAUUGGUUUAGUGGACACCUGAACUUCCAGAUCGAACACCACCUUUUCCCCACAAUGCCUCGACACAACUACUGGAAGGUGGCCCCCCUGGUGAAGUCCCUGUGUGCCAAACAUGGCAUUGAGUACCAGUGCAAACCGUUGCUCACCGCCUUUGCAGACAUUGUGCACUCUCUGAAAGAUUCGGGGGAACUCUGGCUUGAUGCUUACCUACAUAAAUAAAAAGCAGUGGAUCCUUACAGAGGAAUUCCCCACCCUUGUUGCCUCCUGUGGUCAUCACCGUGAAGAUACCUCACAGAGGAGAGAGAGGUGGCUAAGCCAGAGGUGGGGAGAGGCCGCAGCUUAAUUCCAGUGACGAAUGUAAUUAAUUUGACUUUUUUUUUUUUUUUAAGAUGUGUUCUUAACUCUUCUCAUGUUUCUUUCAUUCAUCUUCUCUGGUGCUGAUUUACAUGGAUAAGUAGAAUGGAGGAGGCUCCACCAAGCUGGAAUUGGCUUUGAGACAGGGAACAGAUACCUUUCUGUCUGCUGAUAUUUCAUUUACUGAGUGUAUAGGAGGAAAAUCUCUAUCUAAGAGUUUUUUGUGAGAUGACUGUCAUUAUGAAUGAGCUAAGAAAGCUGAGAGAGUGUGAAAUCGGAGAAUACAGGACUUUUUGAGAUGGGGAGGCAAUAAGAAGAAAUUGUGUUGGUGCUACAUUUUCAAAUAUCUAUACGCAAUUAACAAUGGCAAUAGAAGUGCCCAAAGCAAGAGGGAGAGGGGGAACAUGAGAGUCCAAAUUAUGUAUGUGGGUGACGGGGAGGAGAUGCAGGCAAUAGUUCUGUAGAAAUAAGUGUGAGAAGAGACCAAACUGGAAGAGACCCUAGCUGAGGUAGGGAACCAGCAAAAUGCAGGUUACUCCCUUCCCCGGGCAAGUGGAUGUGACAGCUUGGCAUGCCAUGCUCUUUGGGAAUGCCAAUACCCUGCGCAUCUCUUUUACGGUGAAGGCCUCUGGGCUACUUGCAGAUUUAUAAUUUCCCUUGGAGUCUCUGCAAGCAGUUUUCACAGUGCCAUACUUCUGAGUGCUGUUGAACCAAUUACUGAUAGUCAGAAGAGACAGAAACAUGGAAAGUCCGUACCCUGGAUCCCUGUAUGGGUUACUGAGGAAACGAAAGGGUAAUUAAUCUGUGGAUACCUGAAGCUUAAUUCUAUUUGAACCUCUGUACUAAUGAAUGGUUUGUUAAGUGGAGAGGACUGGGGACUUUUGGCCCAUGGAGUAUGAGGUGUUCCUAUCUGAGCUGAGGACAAAUUUAACUCAGUUGUAGAAGUGUUAGGGUUUAGGCAACUGUUUAAAUAAAUUUAACCUUUCAACCAGCAGAACUCAGUGGGCUGCGUUCCCAUAGGCACACAUCGGCCUGUACAUUGCUGGUCUUUCUCUGUUGGAUGAUGUGCCUUCAAAACAUGCCCCAAGAGGGCAUGUACUGCGUCAUCUAUUGGAGUAUUACCCUUACUGCAUUUCCUGAUGUCUUGUCGUUUGCUACAUCGAUGUUACAGAUGCCAAACUGGACAUAGCACUUGGCAAAACACUGAUGAAGACGGCUCCAUCAUCUUGUUGUCUUUAAGCCUUUAGCUUUUUUAACUGUGUUGUGGGACCAUUCUCACUUUCUACUGUCUCAUGUAGAUGAACAAGGUGGUGUUGCACCUGUUUUGUGCUCUUUUCUUUACCCUGUCACUAACUGUGUUCAGUUGGUUUGCCUAACACAAUGUACCUGAUUCCAAGACUGAAGUAACGGGUGGCUUAGUCUUCAGAAGCGAUGGGUUGCUUUUCAGGAGGAUACGGUGCUCUCCCUCUCUGGUCAAUGUCCACAAGGAGACUGGCUUGGGAGGGAACGGAAUACUUCUUCCCAGGCCAAGACUGUUGUUAAUUGCAGAAUGUAAUUUUAAUGGAAAUAAUAAAAUUAUCAUUAAAUCAUG